AUGGAUCAACAGUCCCACCACGGCCGGUCGCCGUCUGCGUCGGCCGGCCGCCAGUCCCAUCUGCAGCAGCCGCGGCCGGACCAGCAGCUUGAUAUAAACCAAUCCUCGCAUCACUCGCCCUCCCCCGGCGCUUUCGGAACCGACCCUUCAUCCGUUGGCCUUGGACUCCAGCAACAACACCAGAGCCUAGCCGACGCCGGCAUCUCUGAUACAAGCUUCGACUCCCUCGGCGGCGCGGCCGACUUUCUUGCGCCGAAUCAACAGUCGCAGGCCUUCGCACAGUCCGAUCCGGCCCUCUUCGACCCCGGCGCUCCCUUCGGCCAGCAGCAAUCUGGCGCCGGUCCCGACCCGGCUGCCCUCUCCUUCGACUCGCAGUCGCAAUCCCAGUCGACCGCAGCCUACCUGUCCCCCAACAUCAACGACGGCGACUUCUCCCUAUUCCCUGCCUCGGGUGGCCAGGGCGACCACUUCAACGCUCCCCUCUUCGAGCAGCCGACCCUCAGCCCCAACGACCUCAAUACUAUGACCUCUCCCCAGCCCCCACACUCUCCAACGCCGCCCAACCUGCUUCAACCAGACGGUCACCAUCCCGGCUCUGCCCAGCACUCGCCGUCCUUCAGCCAAACCCAGUUCUCUUCCCCUCCAGGCGGUCACUCAAGGAACGUGUCCCUCGGUCCGGAAUCCGCACUGCUCCCGGGUCAAGUAGCCGACUGGUCCCAGCCUCAGUUUCAGGGUCAUCGCCGGACGCCUUCGGAGUACUCGGACGUUUCGUCGGUUUCCCCGUCCCCCAACCUUGUCAGCUCCGAUUCCUUUGACGACCACGGCGGACACUCGCCUCUGCAAAGAGCAUCUGACGGCAGCCUCUACCAGGAGGUCCUAAACAUCGGCGCGUUUAGCAUCGCCGACACUCGUGGCAGAAGUCCAUCCCACAGCCCCGCCAUUAGUCCGCGGAUCAACCCGCAGCAGCUGCCGGACAUGAACCACACGACUUUUGGCCUCGCGCCCCCCAGCGCCAACUAUGGAACAUACACAGGUCUUUCACACGGUGGAGACUCUUUCCCUUCGCUUCAGCAAGUCGGUGAUAUGUCGCAGAUGGCGCCUCCUGCCAUCAACAUCGACUUUGCGCCCAACAACUCCAAGCCAGGUGUCUUCGAACAGUCGAAGUCUCACAUGGAUCAGGACUCUUUGACGCCGCCGGAACGAGGCCGACUCAAGUCUCGCCCUCGCUCAGUGACGGACCCGUUUCACCCAGGAGGGGCGGCCAUGGGCCGGCAGGGCAGCUCUAACAGUCUCUCCCCCAAUCCAGGAUCGUCUCUGUCACCCCGUUCCGACUCGUCUCGCUCGCUGUCACCCUUGGACAGGCAGGGAACUGCCUCUCCCCGGGGGCGUAGACAGUCCACAUCCGCCGUGCCAAACAAUGUUAUUGCGCUGCGCCUGGCGGACCCAGAAUACCAAGCCAGCCAAGAUUCCGGGGGCGCAAAGCGCGUGCAGAAACACCCUGCCACCUUUCAGUGCACGCUAUGCCCCAAGCGGUUCACGCGGGCCUACAACCUGCGGUCCCAUCUCAGGACGCACACUGAUGAGCGGCCUUUUGUCUGCACGGUCUGUGGCAAGGCCUUUGCUCGGCAACAUGACCGGAAACGACACGAGAGUCUACAUUCUGGAGAGAAGAAGUUCGUCUGCAAGGGCGAUUUGAAGGCCGGCGGCCAGUGGGGCUGUGGCCGGCGGUUUGCUCGCGCCGACGCCUUGGGUCGCCAUUUCCGAUCCGAGGCAGGGCGCAUUUGCAUCAAGCCACUUCUGGACGAAGAAAUGAAUGAGCGGCAGCGGCAGUGGCAGGAGCAGAGAAUGCAGCAAAACAUGGCCCAUAACAUGGCACCGCCUCCUAUGGGUAUGGACACAUAUCCGAUGGAUGCUAGCGGCCAGUAUGCGCUUCCCGCGGCGCUGCUGGCGCAGUACCCGGCGCUGGCUCAGAUGAACUGGUCCCAGUCCGACACGGGGGGUGGGAUGGAUGACGAUCUAAGCGGACGCUCCUCGUUUGAUGCCAGUGAUUACGACGACGGCGAUGACGGAGGCUAUGUGAGCGGACCCGGGACCGGGUACGGAGAAGGGGGCAUGAGCCAAAACUUUGGCGACAUGGGAUACGCCAGCGACUUUGGUGGGCGCUAG
Messenger RNA from Purpureocillium takamizusanense, 2166 nucleotides. Its product is annotated as DNA-binding transcription factor. Gene Ontology annotation, molecular function: DNA-binding transcription factor activity, RNA polymerase II-specific; RNA polymerase II cis-regulatory region sequence-specific DNA binding. NCBI's taxonomy places the organism in Eukaryota, Fungi, Ascomycota, Sordariomycetes, Hypocreales, Ophiocordycipitaceae. The transcript is spliced from 2 exons. Gene Ontology annotation, biological process: regulation of transcription by RNA polymerase II. Gene Ontology annotation, cellular component: chromatin. The coding region runs from base 1 to 2166 and encodes 721 amino acids. The record is from RefSeq and is a predicted model, not a curated record.